AUGAGGACCUCGCUUUCUAGCUUAUUGCCGGCCCUGCGUAUGCGGCUUCUCCCCACCCUAGAACUGCUUUUAAACUCAUAUGCAGCAGGAUCGACCCAAGCGCCUCUAGGCGACAGUGAAUCCCCUGCUGUCGCUGGCGAUGCAGAAUAUCAACCCUAUCUAUUUGCUCCAGGAGAGACAGAACCUCGGCCUAUCAGCGAUCGAGUUCAUAAUGUCUGGACUACCUUACGAGCCGUCGAACCCUCCGUCUCUCAUAUCGACAAGCCUAAAGGUUUACUCGGAUAUUCCUUACAUUAUGGCCGUGAAGCCUUCCGGAUACUGUUUAUGAAUGGGCCCGCCAAGGAUAAAGCCGAUCGAAAGCUCAGUCCUAUCGUCGCAAGAGCAGUGGACGAAUUAAUAGCAGCUGCAGAUGACGAUCAAGAUCCAGAUGCGAUCUUUCUUCUUGCGGAGAUGAACUUCCAUGGCAACUUCACCCACCCCCGCAACUUCAGCGAGGCCUUUUUGUGGUACAGUGAUCUGGCCUGGCUGGAUGGCAAUAGUACAGCCCAGUCCAUGGUCGGAUUCAUGUAUGCGACAGGAAUUGGUGGCGCAGUCGAGCGUGACCAAGCGAAAGCAUUGAUGUAUCAUGAAUUCGCCGCCGAGGGAGGAAAUACACGAUCGGAGAUGACAUUGGCAUAUCGAUACCAUACUGGAAUCGCAACACCCAAGGACUGCGAGCAUGCUGUUGUUUAUUAUAAGAGAGUGGCUGAUAAAGCGAUGGACUACUAUCGAUCUGGUCCCCCCUGGGAAUCCUAUCGCUGGGCAGACGAGGAGGGUGGUGUCUAUGGAGAAGGGGCUAGCGUUUCAAGCUCCGGACUCAAUGCCAAGGACCCUAACCUAGCUAACACUGAGUCCAGUGUGGAGGAUGUCUUGGAGUACUUGGAUCUCUUGUCUCGCAAGGGUCAGCUAUCGGCCACCUUGCAACUGGGCAAGCUGAACUAUGAUGGAGCUCAUGGAUUGCCGCGUAACUUCCCCAAAGCCAUGAAAUAUUUCAAGGCUAUUGCCGUGAAGUAUUGGAAGAAAGAUGGCUCUAUCAUCCCGGGCACACCUGCGGGGCUUGACAAGACAGCUGCUAAAGCGGCAGGGCAUAUUGGUAUGAUGUAUUUACGUGGAGAAGGAGUCAAGCAAGAUUUUGCUCAUGCUUAUGGUUGGUUCAAGCGGGGCAUAGUCAACGCAGACCCCCUCUGUCAAUACCAUAUGGGCUUGAUGUACCUUCACGGUCUUCACGUUGCUGAGGAUGCGUACAGAGCGUCAUCUUAUUUCAAAGGUGCUGCUGAACAGGAUUUGCCAGCCGCCGAGACAAGAUUGGGUGUUCUGUUUUUGGACCAGGGUGAUGUGGCUACGGCUACACGCUACUUUGAUCUUGCAGCCCGUCACGGCUGGAUGGAGGCGUACUAUUAUCUUGCAGAGAUGGCCAAUCUUGGGGUGGGCAGACAGCGACACUGCGGUGUAGCUGCAGCUUACUACAAGAUGGUUGCUGAGAAGGCAGAUGAGAUGCACUCAGCCAUCGCAGAGUCCAAUGCGGCCUACGAAGCAGGGGACAAGGAAGCUGCCCUUGUCCCAGCGAUGAUGGCUGCGGAACAAGGAUAUGAGCAUUCUCAGGCAAAUGUUGCCUAUUUGCUAGAUGAGCAUCGCUCUUUGUUCUCACUUCAUAAUCUCCUGCCAUGGGCUAGGAGAGCCCCUACCUCUUUACUGCGCAAUACCGCACUCGCGUUGAUUUACUGGACUCGCUCUGCUAAGCAGGCUAACAUUGACUCCUUGAUCAAGAUGGGUGACUACUACCUCGCUGGCACGGGCGCUGUGUUGGAUGCAGACAAGGCAUCUACUUGCUAUCACAACGCCGCGGAGGCGCAUCGCAGUGCACAGGCAUUCUGGAAUUUGGGAUGGAUGCAUGAGAAUGGUGUUGCUGUGGACCAAGACUUUCAUAUGGCCAAGCGAUACUACGAUCUAGCCCUAGAGACCAACAAAGAAGCAUACCUGCCUGUGAAGCUCAGUCUGCUGAAGCUGCGAGCCCGGGGCUACUGGAAUCGAAUCACCAAUGGGAACAUUAACCCUAUUCGGGAUGAUGAAGAUGUCAAGCUCCGCCGUACACUUGGAGAGUGGUUCGCCGCCUUCUUUGAAAAUGCUCAGGUCGAUUAUUACGCAGACCUUUAUCCAGAUGCUUUCCAUGGCGGUGCUGAGGAUGAUGGAUACCGUGGCUUGGAAUCCGAUCAUCCAGACGGGUAUUAUGAUGACUUAGAGUUUGACAUCGACGAAGGCAUGCUAGAAGGCCUGCUCAUCGUUGGAUUAGCAGCCACUCUCCUCGUACUGGUUUACAUUCGACAGCAACAGCAGCAGCGGAAUCGACAGAACCAGAAUGCUGCGAAUCAAGCUAAUGGUAAUGCCAAUGCUAACGCCAACGCCAACGUAAAUGCGAACGCUGGUAAUGACCGAGGAUUUUUCCCUCAGCCUGGAGAUCCUGAAUUUGCACAAUGGGUAGCUGGUGGCGUGGGCCAUUAA
Penicillium malachiteum is the source of this 2538-nucleotide messenger RNA. RefSeq names its product ubiquitin ligase complex subunit HRD3. Gene Ontology annotation, biological process: ERAD pathway. Gene Ontology annotation, cellular component: endoplasmic reticulum membrane. The transcript is spliced from 5 exons. The record is from RefSeq and is a predicted model, not a curated record. Gene Ontology annotation, molecular function: protein binding. NCBI's taxonomy places the organism in Eukaryota, Fungi, Ascomycota, Eurotiomycetes, Eurotiales, Aspergillaceae. The coding region runs from base 1 to 2538 and encodes 845 amino acids.